Messenger RNA from Hemibagrus wyckioides, 7750 nucleotides. Its product is annotated as WD repeat-containing protein 49-like. The record is from RefSeq and is a predicted model, not a curated record. Gene Ontology annotation, molecular function: protein binding. NCBI's taxonomy places the organism in Eukaryota, Metazoa, Chordata, Actinopteri, Siluriformes, Bagridae. The transcript has 20 exons. The coding region runs from base 273 to 3329 and encodes 1018 amino acids.
GUGUGUGUUUGGAUUCACCACCAGCAGCGCUACAACUGGUGGCAGCUUCCCUUGUUCUUUGAGGACUUUUGCUCUGUUUGUUUCUUAGAACUGCACUUAGCAUUGUGAAAAUUUCAAGGAGUUUAUAUUCCCAUAUGCCCAACACUCAAACUUUUUUGAGCUUCAUUGCUAAAGAGCCUUGCGACAAGCUUUCAUGUCCUGGACUCACUUCACACAAACAGUGAUAGGAGUUGUACACUUGUGUCCUCUAGGCCUGACUGACAGCUGAAACCAUGGCAACAGUAAGGGAGGAGGAGAUGCUUGAGAGUCGACUGAGCAUAGAGGACUUCAUCAAGAUGCAGAGUCUGUUUCAGUCAUGUAAUGGCGCUAGUGAUUCAGUGACCAUGCAGCGGGAGGAGUUUAUUGACAAGUUCUACUCCAUGAUUGGUCGUGGUUCACGGGAGGAAUACGAGCAUUUAUUCGACAGUGUGGACGUGUCCAGGGAGGGUUGGGUGGACUGGAAUCGCCUAUCAUCUUACCUUCUUCUGGGACUUUCAGAGAAACAAGAGCAAGCAACAAUGUCUGUAGUGCCACGUUGGUGCCCGCCUCACCUUCUAACUGCCCCUCAUAGAGGGCAAAUCCAGAGCCUAGUAGACCUGGGCACAGGCCGCUAUGUGAGUGUGAGUAAAGAAGGCGUGUUGGCUGUAUGGGCUGAGAAUCUAACACUGCUCAAGAGCCACAAACUUCACAAUGAUUCAGUCAAACCCAAAGACCUAUGGGUUACGGGUAUGGUGGUGCUCCCCAACGUCCACAAGCUUGCCGUUUCCUUCACCAGUAAGGAGAUCUGCUUUUAUGAUCUGCUCUCGAAGAAAGAGUUCAGCUGUCAGUAUAAAAUUCAUAGCCUGCAUCACACUCCCAUCUGCCUCCAUUAUUGGUAUGAUGCUGAGAGACCUGAACACGCUGUGCUCAGCUUUGGAGAUGUUGCAGGACAGGUGACUGCAAUGUGUUUUAGGUCAGUGGUGAUCUCUCUGUUUGAGAGGCCAAGUGCAGGUGUGGAACAAAAUGUUGCCAUCAAUAUCAGGUGGAGUGAGUUACAGCAGAACCGCCAUCGCUGCUGUUACACCGUCACACACAGUGCACAUGAAGCACACUGGGUCAGGAGCGUACGUUUCCUCGGCACUCUGGAAGCUUUUGUCUCCUGCAGUGGUUCUGCCCAGCGCAGCAUGGUGCUGGCAUGGAGAGAAACAGAGGCCCGUCCUUUGCGAAUCACAGCUUUUCACACAGAGAAGGGCAUUAUGGAUCUGGACUAUCAUCCAGGACUGAACCUCAUUGCUACUGCAGGUCUGAAUAACCAGGUGUGUCUGUGGAACCCUUACCUGGUCUCUAAACCUGUUGGCGUCCUUCAAGGUCAUGUUACCAGUGUAGUGGCAGUUCAAUUUAUGCUAGGAAAAAAACAGCUGAUUAGCUUCUCUAAAGACAAGGUCUUGAGAGUGUGGGAUGUGUCCACUCAUCUGUGUGUCCAGCAUGUGGCGGGGCUUUUCCCUAAAACUCAGGAGUGUAAAAUGCUCCUAUUCUUUCACGAAGAGCGAUCACGCCUCUUCCUCUCCUUUAACAGCACUCUGUUCUUCCUCGAAGUGCAGAAAGAGGAUCGAAAGAGAGUGAUGAGUCACGAGAACGCCGUUACCUGCGUUCUCUACAACUCUCUCUUUAGACAGGUUAUCAGCAGUGACGCAAACUCCAGUGUGAAGAUUUGGCUCAUGGACACUGGACAGAAGGUCAAGCACUUUCCCUGUUGCCAUGGCAAUGCUGAGAUCACCACCAUGGCCCUGGACGCAACACAGACAAGACUCUUCACUGCUGGCAUGGAUGGAGCAGUAAAGGUGUGGGAUUUCAAUGGCCACUGUCACCACAGACUGAACGCAUGCCGUGACCUAGCUGUGGACAUCUCACAGAUACUGGUGUUGAAGAGGACAGUGUUGGUGCUUGGCUGGGACAGGGUGAUCACUGUGUUCAGGAUGAACUCGUUCUCUCGCUUCUUCGUACAACCUUCAGAGUGGAAAGGAGGCGUUCAACAUUGCGGGCACAUAAAGUGCGCAGCAUUUCACGCCCCUCAUACCUUAGUUACUGGUGGUAGUGAUGGUGAGAUCAUAGUCUGGAACAACAGCACUGAAACUGCCAUACGCAAACUAUACAAAUACACACAACAAGCAAACUGCUCAGAUAACACUAGUAGCAGCACUAAACAAGCAAGUGUAAAUUCCAGUGAAAAUGACUUGGAGAGUUAUGAUGUGACCGGACUGGCCUUUCUUGAAGGACGAAAAAUUGUUGCUGCAUCAGGUGGAGCUGAUGUGGUGUCGUGUGGUGGUUCAGGCAUUGUUUGCUUCUGGAAUACAGUAAAUGCUCGAUUAGUUGGCAAGUUUCUGGCACAUGAAGGAUCAAACUCCAUUAUAAUGACUGUUGAUGGCACCGGUUGUUACCUGAUCACAGCAGAUAUGGGUGGAGUGCUGAAAGUGUGGGACAUCAAGGAAUAUUGUCUCCAUCCAUCUGAGAGUGUAAUCAAUCAGGCACCAGAGAUGCUAUCGAGCCUCCAACCUCAUGUUGAUCGCAUCACUCACUUGGAAACAUGUGUCCACAGUGGCCGUCUCUUUCUCCUCAGCGCCUCGGCUGAUUGCAGUCUGGCUCUUAGCUUCCUGCCUGGAGGAACUAUAGGGACAUUUGGACAGGAAGUGCACUGGAACCUAGCAGGAAUCAGUGAAGUGUUUGUGAAGAAAGACCAGGAAGUGAGCACAGAGGUUGCCACAGAGAGCAGGACAGAAACAAAUCUGCAGGAAACACAGCCUGAACAUAGCUCUCAACAUGCUGAGAGAUCAGAGAGCAGUGCACAGGCUGAGGAAGAGAAAGAAUACACACUACAACUUCAUACCCUUGAUGAUGACACCACAAGACAGAGAUCCAGAAGAAUUCACAGAGCUUUGAGGCACCACAAUGAAAGCACACAGCAUCAAAACGUUAACAGUGUCUGCAGUACUGGAAUAUUCAGCAAACUAAGAGUGGAGGAACUGGCCUCACUAGAAGAGCUGAACAAACCUGACUUCAUCAUCAAUCCUCAUUUAUAUUUUGGGAAAAUGUGGGAUUCAUCGUCUCCAACUCCUCCACCUCUUCCUGUGAUUAGAGAAAGUUUAAAAGCACCAUUUGAUGAAAAGAGUUUGUUUCCUAAAGAAGUGCUGGAGCAGGUGGACAAGCCCCGGCAUUACACACAGAAAGUUACCAUGAUGAGAAACUAUGGGAGAGCCAUCAGAAGUAUGGGGAAAGCCAAAGCCAGUACCUCUGGAGUCAACAAAGCCAAAUGAAGAUUCUUUCACUAAUGGUUCUUACUGUGUAUUAUUAUUACUACAAAUGAAAAAAUGCAGGUUUUUGUAAUGUAAAAAUAUAACCAACACAAAUCAUGUCUUUUUCCACCUUUAUUGUGAUAUAGCAACCAACAAGUAAAAUAAAAAGUGUAAAUGCUGGUUCAUCAGUGACAUAUGUCAAGUGAUUACAGGGAGUGACAUGGUCUCUAAAUAUACUAAUAUUUUGUAGGUAUAAUGAACAUGAACAUGGUCAAUCAUCCAUUUUACCCCCAAACUUUUACCCCCAAAAGUUUCUCUUCAGAGGAGAAACUAAAAGUAGGUUUUACUGUCUAAUUAGAAUACAAAUGACACAAAAGGACAAAUAACAGAACUGAAAGGUUGAAUGUAAGGGAAUUCAGUAUAUUUAUAUAUAGUUGGUAUUCAGCUGCAACACAGCAUAAUCCAGUUGGGCAUUAUUGACUUGUGAUAAUGGUUUUGUUGUCAAGCCAUAUUAGAUUUUAACCCUCCCAUUUCAUAUCACGACAAGCUGUCACUGUUAAUGAGUAUGUGUUCCAGUCUCUCCACAGCUGCGGGUUGUGUUGACAUUCCUUGAUGUAAUCUUGUCACUAAUCUUCAGAGUAUUCAACAGAACAGUAGCUGAUGGAAAAGCACAACUGUUCACACCUUGUUGACAACUUAACUGAAGUGUAUAUAAAACGUAAAAAUAAGGCCAUUAUGUGCUCCAUGAUAAUCUGCCUAAGUGCUAUGUUUAUUUCUUUCAUCAAAGAUGUUUCAAAAUUAACUUUAUGAGAAGAGAAAUCAAAUUUGAUAAACAGGAGAUGAGAAUUUACAUGUGUGCUGAACGGCUUACUAUCAAACCUGCAAAUCUUGUUGCCAUGGAAGCUGGAGGAGUUAUUUUAGACACAAAGGUUGAUUAAUUAGAGAAAGGCUGAUGAAAAGCAGAAAACCAAUUUUAUGUCACAUUAAAUUAUCUGAUGGCAAUCAUCUUGUCUAAUGCUGCAUGAAGAAACCUCUACUUCUGAAUCUCUCCUGCCAUAAUUUUUGUAACUCUAAAUUUAUUUAAAUGCUUAUAACAAAAUAUAUUACCAAUAUAUUAGUUUUACAGAACCUGCAAAGUUAUAUUUGGGUGUUAGAAAGUUUUAAUGCAAAAGGAAUCUGCAUGGGCUAAAUAUUUCAUUAAUAAUACUAAAAAAAAAUUAUAUGCCGAUCCACAUAUUCACCUGUCAUCUGUCUAGCAUUCCUAAUUUUUAGAUAUUUUCAUUUUGAAACGUGCCACAGCAACGCCUCGAACAAUUAAUAACUGGGCAGCUGCUAUAGAUUUUGUUAAAGAUUUAAUUAAGUAAUCAGUUUGGUAUGUCAGUUGAAGCCAUGUGUGAAACUGUAAAUCCUUUGUCCCCCCUCUCUUCCUUACUACUGAAGCACUGCUAUUUUUGUUCACAAUUGAAUAAUGAAGUAAUUAGCAACAACAAAAAUCUACUCUAUACUCUAAUAAAGAGACGUAGUGUGUAUAUCCUGACUCUGGGUUUUUUUUUUUUGUGUACUGAUGACGUAGAAGGAAAGAAAUGGUGAUUUUGUUUAAAGAUUGUCUGCAAUUCUCCUCAAACAACCUAACUAAUCUCAUCAAUGGAUGCUAAUGGGUGAGUGAAACGUGAUUAUCGUUAAUAAAAUCUGAUGUGCUGAGCCUCCUGCUGAGCCUCAAAUAGCAGUGCCAUCCUCAUCAAGAAACACAAAUAAAUAAAUAAAUGAAAUAAUACACCCCUUACUUGAAAUUCUUCCUAGGCAUUGCUGAGUAGAAUGUGCUGCACGCUGCUUCACAAGAAAUAAAAAAUUUAAUUUAGUCGAAAGACUGUUUUGUUAUUGUAGCAUGUGUGCCCUUAAGCUUGUUCUGUUCUGUUCUUUAAUAAAAUUUUAAAUUAUGGCAUAUGGUUAAACAAGCAGAAUUGCUUCUGCAGCUGCUAUUUUUUUUUUUAUUUAUGAUGUGUUUAUAGGCUAAGCUUACAGUAAUUAUUUUUGGCUUUCUGAUGAGAAUACUUUCACUAGUAUUCUCUUACAAAUAGUGGGCAUUUCAUUCUGGCCAGUGUCCCAAACAUCAUAAUACAUGAUAAGUACAGUAGUGUGCCUAAUUUGUACUGACACCCACAAUGUACUUACAAACUGUUACAAACACAGUUAACUAUGCCGUUUGGGAUGACCCCAGGUAUUCAUGAGUCAAAGAAUACUUAUCUGUUGUCAUUUAAUCAGUAUUACAGAAGUGAGAAUAAUAAUGCGAGUGCCACAGUUAUGGAAUACAAGGUUAAGGUUUAAAACCUCACUUUUGCUCUAUUGACAUUGUGCUACUUGCAUCUUAGCAUGCUGCUCUGUAGACUUGUGUCUAUUUACAUCUCAGCUAGCCCAUUAACUCAAAAACACAGCUUCAUGCUAGUUGAAAAGGUCAGGAUCUUAGAAUACCUUGAAACCAAACCCCAUUAAAAGGUAAGUACAGUGAGAAAUGAUGAUGACGAUUAUGAUGAUGAUGAUUAUGAUGAUGAUGAUUAUGAUGAUGAUGAUUAUGAUGAUGAUGAUUAUGAUGAUGAUGAUUAUUAUUAUAAUUAUUAUUGUUGUAGUUGUUGUUUACCCUUUAGAUUAGGAAUAGUCUAUUCGGGUUAGAAUCUACCAACUUAGAGCCUUACUGGCUAUUCUUGCAAUUUUUAUUUCACUCUUCCUUACAGAGGGAUCAUCUGUGCACAGCCCUCUUCCAGUUGUUCCACAGGUUUUCUUUAAAAAAUGUUUAGCAAUUCCUUUGUGACUUUUUAUUUGUGCUUUGGGUUGUAAUCAUACUGGUAGAAUUUUCAUUCAUCUUCAGCUGUCUAACAGAGGCCUGUGGGUUUUGUGGGUUUUGGGUUGCAAAGGGGCAUGAAAAGUUUCCUGGAAAAUAUUGGAAAAUUUCCAUGGAAACUUCAUCUUGGGAAUUUUGGAAAAAUAUUCCAAGUUGGAAACUUAAGAGGAAUUGAUGGGAAUUUACAGGAAUUGAUGGGAAUUUAUUUAAAUUAUUUAGAAAUUUGGUGUUUGUGUGUGUGUGUGUAGGAUGGUCUUUUUUAGACAGUUUUUUUUAAUUAUCUCACCUAAAUGUUUGUUCAGUCAGUGUAUUUGUUUUUAUAAUAAUAAAAUUUUGUUUUAUAUAUAAAUGUAUGUAAUAUUUAGGUAAUUAACAUGACUACCCACCAAGAUGGACAUGUUUUGAAAUUAUUUUGUGUGCAGGAUUCAAGAAAUGAUCAGUGCAUGUUAUGGAGGAAUGCACAGUGCAUGUGGAGAUGUGGCCUCAAUAGCCCUGUGUGCAUGUGAUGGAGGAAUUUACAGUGUUGUUUUAUCUGGAUGUUUUAAACAAGAUUAUGCUGCAAGAUAUUUUUUUCAACUACAUUUAAGUUCCGUUAUAAGCUAACCUGCAAUUUUGCAAAUUAACAGUUUACUCCCAUAUAUUCCCGUUAAUUCCCAUAUAUUCCCGUUAAUUCCCAUAUAUUCCCAUUAAUUCCCAUAUAUUCCUGUUAAUUCCCAUGGAAGGUUUCCAGCCGUGAAAUUCCCGGAAUUUUGCAACCCUAUCCAUAAUUCACUCUAUCUUGACUAAUCCCUAACCCCAGCUAAAGAAAAGCAGCUCCAUAGCCAGAUUCUGCCACCCCCAUGCUUCAUUGUGGGUAUAUGGUGUUUUAUUUUAGCCUCCCUACCCCAUAGUCCAGUCAUGUAAAGAAUUACAAGAGAAGAAUACAAGAGAUUGUUGUCUCAAGCAGCUAGUGAUCGACACAGUACCUGCCCGAUAUUCCUACAGCUCCUUUACUGGUGCCAUAGGUCUCUUGAUCUCAGUAUUUAUCUUACUUAAUCAUUUUUACAUCAGAAAAAUGGAGACAACAGAUAUGCAUAGACUUUCUGGUUCCAUUGUAGAUACUUCUUUGUACAGUUAUGUGAUACACAUUGUGUUAUUUUCAUUUGUUAAAAGAUAAUUCAAAAAAGAUACGUUUAUGCAAUUUCAACAAGGUACUUUGUGCUCUGUAAAUAUCAUAAAAUGUAAAAGAAAGAAAGAAAGAAAGAAAGAAAGAAAUAGAAAUUCACAUUCUUUCUCAAAAUAUUAUAAUUGCUCAUUUUCUCUUAAGCUUCUAUCUGCAUAACUUAAUUAUGAUAUUUGUGAGGUAUUAAGCAAACAGUAGUAGUUUUUAUAUUCUAAGCUAUUAUGAAAAACAUUUUUCAACUUUUUAAGACUUCCAAGGAUGCAUAGGGUGUCUGGAUUAGAUGAAUGACAGUUUUUGUUUCUUGUUGUUUUAAAGACAUGUUAGCCAACCAUCAGUGUUUGUGUGACAGGCCAAAUAGUCAGUAUUCACCUCAGAAGAUGCAGUGACUGGCUUUACAAAUUUAUGCAAUUGCUUCACUCUUCUUGUUUGGUUGGUGCACUAUAC